AUGGAGAGAUUACUAGAUCUAGGAACUGUGGUAGCCAUAGAAAAUAUGGGCCUUAUGAAGACAUUUGACAAAGUUUGUCAUAAUAUUCCUGAGGAUGAUAUGAAUCAGUAUAAAGAUAACUGGAUGUCUCCUGAAGAAAAAGUUUGUAAGUACUGUGGAGUCAGCUAUCUGAUCCUUCACGAGUUUAAGGCUAUGGAAGAAAAAGUGAAGGCGAUGGAAAAAGAGAUGAAAUUUUAUCAAGGAAGUGUAGACCGUGAAAAGAGACUUCAAGAAAAGCUACGGUCUCUUAGUCAAGAUUUUGAACAGCACAAAAUUGACAAUGAAUCCAAAACAGAAAGAAUUCAAGAUGUGAGCAUGCAGUUAAAAAGUCAACAAAAUGAAUUUCAGAGAAUACAGAAAGAAUUGAAUCAUUUGCAACAUGAAUUAAAAAUAAAGCAGAGACAAUCACAAGUAUUCAGUCAAAGAUUGGUGGAGUACAAAUAUUUCUGGAAUAAGACUCUUUCAUUACUUACUUUUACUAAAAGGGAGCUAACCAGUAUUAAAAAUGAAGUAUAUGAUAAUUUUCAAAACUGGACUUCACUGAAAGGAGAAGUUUUUCUACAAAUUAAAUCCAUAAGUGAAACAGCCUUUACAGAAAUAGAGAUACUAAAGAAAAGUUUGACAGUGUCCCAGAGAAAUAAGAUAUGCCUUGAAGAGGAAAUGAAAAAUCUGAAAUUAUUGUCAGAUGCAGCCAUAUUGAGGUCUCAGCAGAUUCAGGCAUCCAAACAACAGGAAGUAAACUUGCAAACCAGAUGCCAUGACUUGCAAAAAGAAGUACUAGAUUUACAAGGUCAAGUAGAGGCCCUUGGGCUAAACCUUCAGAAGGCAGUGACCAAGAUUGACAACUAUAAAGAAAAGCUCAUGAAUAAAUCUAAUGAAGCUGCUGACUGUCAAAGAGAACUUAGAAAACUGAAGUUUGAAUCCAUUAUUUCUGAAUCAAGGCAUACCAGAUUGCUUAAAGAGAAAGAGGAUUCUUUAAUGGCUUGUCAACAAAUAUAUAAAACUUUACAGGAAGAACUGACUGCAAAAGAAAGACAAGAAGAAGACAUGAAAAAAAGAAUUAACCUUGCAGAAAAUGAACUACAGAUAACCAAAACUCUUCUGACUCAGACAAAGGAAGAGGUUGUAACACUGAAAAAUGAAAGGGAACUAAUGCUGAUUUCACAUCAGAAAAGCAUUGAACAGCUGCAGGAAACCCUUAGACAGAAGCUGCUGAAUGAUGAUAACUGGAGAGAGAAGAUUGAAGCUGAGCUGGCCAAGGAAAGAGCCCGACACUUAGUUGAAUUUGAGGAGCAAGCUCUGCUUUUUAAGGAAGAAGCUAAACUGGAACUUGAUAUUGAAAAGGAAAAACACCAAGAAAUAAUCCAAAAGUAUAAGAAAGAACACGAGGAACUACAAACAAAGAUAUCAGACUUAAUCACAGGUGCUACCAGAGAGCUAAGGCUGGAAGUGGCCACCCUUGAAGAAAAACUCCGUGAAUCUUGUAUCCGCUACACUGAAGAUUCUGAGUCAAAGGAGAAGGAAAUCAAAAACCUGAAAAAUGUGGUUGCAGAAUUUGAAUCCCGCUUGAAGAAGGAAAUUGCUAGUAAUGAUUCUGUUUCGGAGGACUUGAGGAAGGAAAUGCAGCAGAAGUCAGAUGAGCUAGAAAGAGUAAUGCUGGCACAAACACAACUGAUACAGCAGUUUAACGAGUCCCAGGAACAGAACACUUUUCUUCAGGAAACAGUGAGGAGGGAGUGCGAAGAACGCUUUGAACUGACAGAGGCUUUGAGUCAAGCCAGAGAACAGCUCCUGGAGUUCAGGAAACUCAGUGGAAGUUCACCUCUAUCACCGUGUUCCCUUAGCCCGGGCAGCCUAACCUCCUCUGCUGUAGUGGUCAGUAAUCAGGGAGAGAGGAGCCUUACAAGACCGAACUUUGGAAAAGGAAUCAAAAUCCCCAGCCUGCACAGAGUGUCAAAACCUGCCGCUUCCCCAACCUCGCCUCAGUCCAAGAGGCUCAGCGGCUCAGGUUUGCCCACUAUCCCCCAACCCCAUCCUCCUCCCAGGGGUCGAGCAUCUUCAGUAAAUGAGACCAGACAAAGGCUGGCCACCAUUCUGCGGAGGAGACUGAGUCAGCAGGGAUCGGUCCAGUCAGGAGCAGCUCCCCCCAGCACACCUGGUCUUCCCCAGUGGGCCAGAGAUGCACGGUGA
Molecule: messenger RNA, 2229 nt
Organism: Enhydra lutris kenyoni (northern sea otter)
Lineage: Eukaryota; Metazoa; Chordata; Mammalia; Carnivora; Mustelidae
Gene: LEKR1
Product: leucine, glutamate and lysine rich 1
Exons: 13
Coding region: 1-2229 (742 amino acids)
Source: RefSeq, a predicted model, not a curated record